AAAAAUUUAUGGCGUUCUUGUCGUCGUCAAAGUUAUCCCCGUAAGAGUGAAGGAGAGCGACUUCCAAACUCCUGAAAGUUUGUAGAGCUCAUGCAGUGGCAUCGCAACUAUCUGUUUCUGCCAACCUCUGCUUCUUUGAGAUAAGGCCAGAGUCGAGUCUGUGUUCUGGUCUGUUGUCAAUCUAGACCAUGGCGUUCCUUUGUAUCCACAGCCAUCAAACUCAAAGUCGACUUAGGACGAUUAUCAUGGUUUCCGCUUUGGCUUCGGUGGUCUUAUCUGCUUAUUCGAUACAACGAUGCACCUUUGUACUUUCAGGAGCCAUAGACGACCCUGAUGCCCAUAUUUAUGCUUGGGGCUUAUUCACGACACCCGUCUACGACAUUGAUGGAAAUGUCCAGGGUUGCAUCCCUUAUCCCAGUUCCAUGGAAUUGGGUGCCUCCAUCAAGACUGCCCAAGCCUUUGGGAUUGUGCUGGUAAUUUUUAUCGCCUCCAUCUUUCUGGGACUGGCACUGGUGGAAUUCUUCUUGGAGCGUGGGACAUCAACAAUCUAUCAUUUUAUCCGAGUACUGCUACCCAGUUCCUUUCUUUGUCAGCUUUUGACAUUUGCCGUGUUCGCUUCCAAGUUUUGUUCCGAGGUUGUGGAUGAAUUAGACGAGGACAAAGGAACCGUCCCUGCCACCUGCACCCCCGGAGGUGCGGGUGUUGUUGCCAUUUUUAAUUUGGUAUCCAUUAUUCUCAUGACCACAUUGAUGAGCAUGGUGACACCUCCUGAGCACCCCGUGUUCCAACUUUACGGGACAGGCAACAAUGUCCGGGUGGUCAAGAGUGGUGGUAGAGUCGGAAGCAAAGAUCCUCGCAACCGUCACCUUGAUCAAUAUCAGCGCCACCGUGAUCGUCAUGGGCAAACGAAUCAUUCCAAGCAACAGCAGCAGCGCUACAGCAGUGCCAAGCAUAGUCGAGCCAGCAGCCGCCCCAGCCAUUACACACCUGACCGAAGCACGAGGAGCAAAAGCAGCAGUCGCAAGGUGGAACAAUACACAAUGAGGGAACCUCAACGACCAGGCAGAGAAAAGAUCAAGACCACCAUUGUCAAUGGCCCUGAUGUGCGGAAAACGAUCAAGGAGAUCACGCACCCGGAUGGUUCACAAACGAUCACGACCACAGUGGAAGAACUACGGUCCUGCUCGGAUGCUGCUACAGAGAUGGUUGACAUUGACGACGAGAGUCUUACAAUGGACGACGAAGAAGAAUACGACGACGAUUCUACAAGGAUGAUUGCAAUGCUAUGAAAGAAGUGGGGGACACGUCACUGGUCUUAGCAAAAGUGAAUAUCUUGGUUGGGAUAUCUAAACUGUGGGAUAUGAAUGCAUUAUUGUAUUAGUUAGUUAGGUUGUGAUGCUGUGUGAACCUGCGGCUGGCAAAUUGCUGAAGUGGUU
Molecule: messenger RNA, 1436 nt
Organism: Seminavis robusta
Lineage: Eukaryota; Bacillariophyta; Bacillariophyceae; Naviculales; Naviculaceae
Source: the annotation of a GenBank genome assembly